Molecule: messenger RNA, 2736 nt
Organism: Symbiodinium necroappetens
Lineage: Eukaryota; Dinophyceae; Suessiales; Symbiodiniaceae
Source: the annotation of a GenBank genome assembly
AUGAGGGACUGCGUCACGGUGGAUCCGUUGCAGCUGGCGAAGCGCGCCGCUGCCGGUGGCUGCCCUUUGUUGCAGCUCGGAGAGUUCCUCCCCGUUCCAGGACCUCGAUACUUGUCAGAGCAGGACAAAGUGCUUGCUUUUGCCAGCCCGUUGUAUGCUCCACUGUCGUACUCGCUGCCGACAGUGGAGGUGGACGUGCCGUCCGAGUCGAACUUUCGCUACAAGGCAGCAGCUGAGGCGCUGCUGGAAGGUGCAGUGGUCCGGGGUCUGCCAUCUCAGGACAAGCUGCUGGCGCGCCCUUCCUUGCUUUUGCAUGCCCCGACCAAUCCGAGAGUGUCCGCUGUGGUGAGCCCACUCUGGCAGUUUCGGGUAGGGUCGCGUCGCCAACUCAUUGCGAAGUGGAGGAGCGACCGGCGAUUCCUUCUAGAAGGCUAUCUUAAGUGGCUGCCGUCGUCGAUGCACGAUGAUGUGCCCUCGGAUCUCGAUUUGAUGCGCGGGAUUUGGCGCCCCCUCGCUCAGCCGGCGCGGACGAGAUCUGUCUUGCUGCCGCGUCUCGGCAUGGAAGAGGACGAGGUCGCGAGCAAGCGCCAGCGAAAGGAAGAUCCUGCAUGGAAGUUUCUGUGUGCAUGGUUUUGCCCCUAUGCGCAGCGAGCGUGGAUUGCACUGAACCAUCACAAGAUUCCGUACGAGUACGUAGAGGCGCUGACCCUGAAGCUGGAGCCGGGGCAGACGCUGAAGGAUGCCAAAGGUUAUGAGAAGCAUCCGCUGCUUCUGAAGCACCACCCCUCGGGCCUGGUGCCCACAAUCGUGCGAGCAGACGAGUCCCAGCCGGCUGUUUACGAGUCCCUCACCUGCGUGGAGUUUGCCGACGACCUUGCGGUGAAGCGAAGCCUCAGCCAACCUCUGCUCCCAGAGGACCCUGUCCUUCGGGCCAGGGCCCGGAUUUGGGCGAGUUGGGCAGACAAGAACAUCAGCUCGAGUUUCUAUGCCGUGCUCGUGCCGACAGACGUGGAGAGGCGAAGGGAGGGCCACGUGAAGCUCAUAGCGGCCUUGCAGAAAUUUCAGGAGAAUCUCCAGGGCCCUUUCUUCUUUGGUCAGGACCUCUCUAUAGUCGACGUUGCUGCUUUACCUUGGUGCUAUCGCAUCUUCACGUGUGGCAUCAUCGAGCGCUAUCGAGACGCAAGCUUCGGCUACGACCGCGUGGCCUUUGCUCCUUUGCAGACCUGGCUGGACGCGUGUCUGGCACUGCCUGCGGUGAAGGACACCUUGCCAGAUCCAGAGAGGCUGGUGGACACUUACAAACGCUACGCAGACGGGACCGCAGAGAGCAAAGUGGGAGAGGACUAUUCGGUCGGGCAUUAUAGACCUCCAAUGUUCUUGUCAGCGCGGCUGGUUGCGCCUAUCGUUUUCCAUGACCGAGUGAAGAACACCCUCGCCUGUAAAGUUAGGAUUUCCGAGCAAACCGGAAGUGUUUGCAAUUACCGAGUCUAUGGCCUUGGUGCCAGUCUGAACACAACGCACAUCAUCGUAGACUUCCUCCACGCCCUUGCACUCCUUGCCUUUGCAGUUGCUCAGGGCCCGGCUCCUGAAGGCUACGAGAUUCUUGGAGCGGUCAAGGUCAAGGACGGGCUCUUCAUUGGUGAUGCCCUGGCAGCCCAGGCUAGGAAGAUUCCUGUUUGCCGUCGCAGCGUUUGGGAGCUGAAGCCGCGCCGGUCGCUGAUGCUGCCCGCUGCGAUGACUCGGCGAGGUGUGCGGUUGCGAGGCUUUAAUGAUGCCCACCUUUUCCAGCUUUUCGAGCGCUUCGGGAGAAUCUGGUCUUCCAGAGUCUGUCCAUCUCGCAGGACGGGUGGCUUCGGGUAUGCCUUCGUCAAGUACGGCGAUCCAUCCCAUGCCGCUGCAGCGAUCAAAUCUCUGAAUGAGUAUGAUGUAGGUGGGGCGGUGAUAUCAGUGAAGCUUGCGGACAAUGAUCGCGGCCCACAUCAGUCGGACGGUGGCAAGGGUAAAGGCAAGCUCGAUCCCUGGAACAUCCCCGCGGAUCAGAGUGAGGUCCUAAUCACCGGCUUGCCGCGUGACACGGAUGAGGAGUCAAUUCGGCAGAUGUUUAAAGACAUGGGGAGGAUCACAAUGAUAAAGGUCUGCUGUGAAGGGAAGAUGGACGGCCAAGGAUAUGCUUUGGCGAGAUUCAGAUACCCUGAAGAAGCGCAGCAUGCAAUACGACAAACGGAUGGCAGCAUACACAAGGGGCUGACAAUCCGGACCCUCCUGUCGUCCAGUACUGCUGCGAAGGGCGAGGUCAAGAACAUGCUCGAGAGACAGAAUGUCCCGACAGAGAGCUUGUUUGUCAUGGGCCUUCCGCCGGGGAGCACCACAGAAACCAUUACUGCGUUCUUCGGUCAAUUUGCCGGGGUCGCCUUUGUCAAGGUGCUGGACACCAACGGGAAGAAGGGCGAUACGGUUGCCCUGGUGCGCAUGAACACCCUUGAUGAGGCAGUGUGGUGUUUCGACCGACUGAACGGCCAGGAGACAGCACCCAAUCUACAGCUCAUCGUCCGCUAUUCCGAUCCCCCGAAAGGGGCCAAGGGGAUGACCAAGGGCCUGGAUGAGCUGCAGGCCAUGCCACCCGGCAUUCCGGCGCCGCGAACGCAUGGCUUCAGUUACUCGCCGUAUGGAGAGGAGGCGCCUCCGACCGCCCAGCGGCCGGUGAGGAGCUUCACAGGCACAGAUUUCGCCGAUCAG